This is a messenger RNA of Propithecus coquereli (Coquerel's sifaka), 1564 nucleotides long. It is a transcript of the gene MICU2, whose product is annotated as mitochondrial calcium uptake 2. Gene Ontology annotation, cellular component: uniplex complex. The transcript is spliced from 11 exons. The record is from RefSeq and is a predicted model, not a curated record. Bases 18 to 1145 code for a protein of 375 amino acids. NCBI's taxonomy places the organism in Eukaryota, Metazoa, Chordata, Mammalia, Primates, Indriidae. Gene Ontology annotation, molecular function: calcium ion binding. Gene Ontology annotation, biological process: mitochondrial calcium ion homeostasis; calcium import into the mitochondrion.
GCGGCGCUUCCGCAAAGAUGGCGGCGGCUGCAAGCGUCGGCGCUCGGCUGGCGGUCUGGGGCGAACGACUGCGGCGCGGGCUCGCCGCCGGCCGACGGACUGUGCCGAGCCCUGGCCCCUUGGCGGCGGCAGUGGCCGGCGCGGCCCUGGCAGGAGCAGCAGCUGCCUGGCACCACAGCCAUGUGAAUGUCGCGGCGCGCGAGGGCAGCCUCAGCGUCCUACCUCAGAAAAAUGCUGACCCUGGAAUAAUAGAAAAAUUGUCUCUUCGUAAACAGCGUUUCAUGCAGUUUUCUUCACUGGAACAUGAAGGAGAGUAUUAUAUGACACCACGAGACUUCCUCUUUUCAGUAAUGUUCGAGCAAGUGAAACGUAAAACUCUAGUCAAGAAGCUAACAAAAAAGGAUAUCGAAGACGCACUGGCAGGAAUCCAGACAGCUGGUUAUGGAUCAACUUUUUUUAGAGACCUUGGUGAUAAAGGGCUAAUUUCAUAUACUGAGUAUCUUUUCUUGCUUACAAUCCUCACUAAGCCCCAUUCUGGGUUUCAUGUUGCUUUUAAAAUGCUGGAUGCAGAUGGUAAUGAGAUGAUUGAAAAAAAGGAAUUUUUUAAGCUGCAGAAAAUCAUAAGUAAACAAGAUGACUUGCUGACAGUGAAAACCAGUGAAACAGAAUGUCAGGAACCAGCAGCAAAAGAACCUGAAAUUAAGACAACCCUUCAGUUACGUUUCUUUGGAAAAAGAGGAGAAAGGAAACUUCAUUAUAAAGAAUUUCGAAGGAGCAUUAGUUUGGAUGAGUUCAAGUCAUUUUGCCAUUUUACCACCCACUUGGAAGAUUUUGCUAUUGCCAUGCAAAUGUUUAGUUUAGCUCAUCGCCCUGUCAGACUAGCGGAGUUUAAGAGAGCUGUGAAAGUAGCAACAGGGCAGGAGCUCUCAAACAAUAUUUUGGACACUGUCUUCAAGAUCUUUGAUUUGGAUGGUGAUGAGUGUCUCAGUCAUGAAGAGUUCGUUGGGGUGUUAAAAAACAGGAUGCAUCGAGGUUUAUGGGUACCACAGCAUCCAACCGUACAAGACUACUGGAAAUGUGUGAAGAAAGAAAGCAUUAAAGGAGUUAAAGAAGUCUGGAAACAAGCUGGAAAAGGUCUUUUUUGAUAAAAGAUAAUAUGGCAGUUAUAUUGCUCCAAAUGUCAGAAUUUGAUUUUUUUUGAAUUAUCAGCUGUUUGUCUUCUUAAGUCUUUAUUGAUAUCCUUUGUAAUGUAAACAUACCUUGUACUUGCUUGCUUUUUUUUUUUUUUUUCUCCUGUGGUCUUGUCUGAAGCCUUCUACUUGCUUUCUGAUUCAAUAACUUCAGUAAAGAACUUAGCAAAAAGAAAAGAAGGUAUUCUUUUACCCAAACAGAUAUUAGAUUCUGCCAGAAGGCCUAGAUUUGAAAUGUUUUAUACUUUGGUAAGAUGGAAAGCCUAGUUAUUCACUGAUUUCUUAGACACGAUAGCAUGAUAUGCUUUCUGAAAGGAUAAACAAGUACUUAUGCGGAAAAAGUGCUUGAUAUACAAGGCCAGUAUCAAUUCCAG